Lodderomyces margitis is the source of this 846-nucleotide messenger RNA. RefSeq names its product glutathione-disulfide reductase. Gene Ontology annotation, cellular component: cytoplasm; Golgi lumen; cis-Golgi network. Bases 1 to 846 code for a protein of 281 amino acids. Gene Ontology annotation, biological process: cellular response to oxidative stress. Lineage: Eukaryota; Fungi; Ascomycota; Pichiomycetes; Serinales; Debaryomycetaceae. The transcript has a single exon. Gene Ontology annotation, molecular function: glutathione disulfide oxidoreductase activity. The record is from RefSeq and is a predicted model, not a curated record.
AUGGCUGGUGUAAGGCAAUUACGAAUCAUUGCAUUAACUGCCCUUGUUUUAAUCUUGAUUGUCAUACUACACCAAACUGGCCGUAAUGCCGCUUCAUUAGUGUUUGCUCAAGCGUCAGAUCAAAUUCCCAACAAGCACAGAGCUAAAUCAAACAAUGGUCCAUAUAAACAGGGAUCAACAGGAGGAGCAGAUGGAACUGGCGUUGGCAUGCCAGGCAGUGGACUGAAGAGUAAUCCGGUUGUUGUGUCCAAUAAUAUAGUUGACCUGAACAAUGAUGAAAAGACUGAUGAUGCAAUUAACCAGGAAAUAUCUAAAGAUCAGAGUGAAGAAGGAGUCAAGAAGAAGCCAGCUAAUGAGGCACUGAAUCAAGUAGGAGGAACUAAUGGAGAAAAUGCAGCAGCAGCGGGAGCAGGAGGAGUAAGUAAAGGAAAGAGUGGCAAGAGUGGUGCUACUGAUGUGACAACUAAUGAAGCAGGCGAAUACGAUCCUCAACAGGAUUUAAUUAAAAUCAGAUCCUUGUCGCCAAUGACGAUAUUUUCUAAAAGUUAUUGUCCUUAUUCAAAACAAUUGAAAAAAUUGUUGUUGGAGAAAUAUGAGAUUGUUCCUACCCCUAAUAUAGUUGAAUUGGAUUUACAUGAACAUGGCAAUGACUUACAAACUUAUUUAUUUGAAAAAAGUGGUAGAAAAACUGUGCCCAAUGUGUUGAUUGGUUCAUCAUUUGAAAGCAGAGGUGGGUCGGAUAAUUUUGCUGAGUAUCAUAAAAAGAAUCAAGUCAUUACGUUGUUGACUGAUUGGGGUCAAGGUAGGUUACAAGUUAGUAAAAAAGACACCCCAUCAAAUGCUUAA